Messenger RNA from Symbiodinium pilosum, 400 nucleotides. The record is from the annotation of a GenBank genome assembly. Lineage: Eukaryota; Dinophyceae; Suessiales; Symbiodiniaceae.
GAGUACUUCUACGAAUAUGCUGAGCGUUUCGACAACCUGGCUCCUCUUGAGGAGCAGAAAAAGGUCGUACUUCCAGAUGGCUCUACAUUGAUGGUGCGAGACUACCAUGACCUAUUCUGCACUCUCAAUGGCUACUACAAUGUCUCGCGUGUGGCAGCAGUGAACGAUUACGAGUUCUUGACUCAUGUGUCUGCACAGUUCUGUUCGGUGAGGAAGCAGCAGGUGCCCAACUACAACAGCUUGACUCUCAAUGACCUGGUCCUCCAUGAAGACCCGCACAAUGAUUACAUCAACAAGCUGCUCAUGAGUUCAAACCCUGUGGUGUACCUCAACCAAUCUGACCUGGACAUGUUCCACACGGAGGCAGCAGUGGAAUGCCGCCUGGACAACGACAGCGGAG